AACAAUUCAUCAAACCAAAUGUCACAAUACCAGAACUAUUUUUUCUUUUGAAAUAAGUCAGAGUACCAAAAUUAUAACUAACUCCAAAUAAUAUUCUAUUCUUUUAACAAUGCUGAAUUCAAAUUCGUUGUUAUGAUAAAUGCAUUUCUGCGGAUCAAAGCACUAUCGAUUUGGAAGUUCAACUGGAAAGGACCAGUUUUGAUAGAUGAAGUCCAUUCACUUGAUUUACAACUAUCUUUUUACAGCAAUCUUCAACUUCUGUGGAAAAACAGAGACCCAUUAUUAUUUGCAGAAAACAGAGAACCAAUAUGUAGGCAAAGAUCUAUUCCCUUCUGAAGAAUUUAAGUGAAUUCAAGACUUGACAAUGUGAUUAACAAUGGCUCUGCAAGUCUCUCAGAAAUCUUCACCAAGUUUAGAUUUGGCUCAAAACAUUUUACCAGGGAUUUUCCUCUAUAAUCAUUCUAAAUAAUGUACGACCAAAUAAACCAACUAGUAUGAAGACUUGGUCCUGCACCCUUAUCCAGUGAAAUUGACAAGCUAAAUGAGCACAUGCAUAAAUGACCAAAAAAGGGUAUCUCCAUUGCCGUCUCAGAUAUGCAUACAACACAAAUGACUACCCCCAAUCAUUAACAAAAGUUCCCAAAGGGCCCAAGCGUGGUGCUCUACCACAUGAAAAUGCCGGCCAUCUAUCUUUUCUUCCUCUUUUUAGCUAUAUAUAGUGGGUAUUGCGCCUGUGACUGACAAACACGAGCUUGUAACAUAUACACAUUUUUUACUUUGAGAAGGAGAGGAAUUUGCCAGAAAAGAUGGCUGUCAUUUCCUUGUUGACUCUCUUUUUGUUGUUUAACUUCCAUUAUGAGAUUGCUAAGGGAAGCAAAUUUUCAUCCGCAACUGAAGCAACCAAGACAGGCAUUUUACAAACUUACAUUGUCCACGUGAGGCGUCCAGCAGAAGCAGGAGUUCUUUCUCAAUCAGGUGACUUAAAGACGUGGUACCAAUCUUUUAUGCCGCUUGCCAGUACCAGCUCAGAUUCAGUGCAACGCAUGGUUUAUGAAUACAGAAAUGUGAUCAGCGGUUUUGCAGCCAGGUUGACAGAGGAGGAAGUUCAGGCUAUGAAAACUAUGGACGGGUUCUUGGCGGCAUAUCCUGAAAGAAAUUUGCGGCUGCAGACAACUCACACGCCUAAUUUCUUGGGUUUGCAUAAGGAAACAGGAUUCUGGAGACAAUCCGCAUUUGGAAAGGGUGUCAUUAUAGGAGUUUUGGACGGUGGAGUUUUUCCUAGCCAUCCUUCGUUCAGUGAUGAAGGAAUGCCACCUCCCCCUGCUAAAUGGAAAGGAAUGUGUGAAUUUAAUAUCUCAGCCUGCAACAACAAAAUAAUUGGUGCGAGGUCCUUUAAUGUGGAAGGUAAUCCCAGAAAGAGACAAGCAGCUGAGCCACCAAUUGAUGAAGAUGGACAUGGGACUCACACAGCAAGCACAGCUGCUGGUGCGUUUGUUAGGUAUGCAGAUGUGCUAGGUAACGCCAGAGGUACAGCAGUUGGGAUGGCGCCUUAUGCUCACUUGGCAAUUUACAAAGUCUGCUUUGGAGAUGACUGUGCCGAGAGCAAUAUAUUAGCUGCAAUGGAUGCAGCUAUUGACGAUGGUGUUGAUGUGCUUUCACUCUCUUUAGGUGACGAGUCAGUUCCAUUUUUCAGGGACAGCAUUGCAAUUGGCUCAUUUGCAGCAAUUCAGAAAGGGGUCUUUGUGAGCUGUGCAGCAGGAAAUUCUGGUCCUUUGAACGGCACACUCUCUAAUGAAGCCCCAUGGAUUCUCACUGUAGGAGCAAGCACCAUUGACAGGAAUAUUGUUGCCACAGCAAAGCUCGGAAAUGGAGAAGAGUUUGAUGGUGAAUCCCUUUUCCAGCCUGCCUUUCCUUCCACCUUUUUGCCUCUUGUUUACGCAGGAAUGAAUGGAAAACAAGAGUCUGCAUUUUGUGCUGAGGAGUCCUUGAAAGGUAUGGAUGUCAAAGGCAAGGUAGUUUUGUGCGAACGUGGAGGUGGGAUAGCCAGAAUUGGGAAAGGGGAGGAAGUGAAAAAUGCCGGUGGUGCUGCAAUGAUUCUCAUGAAUGAUGAGCCCAAUGCCUUCAGCACCUCAGCCGAUGCUCAUGUUCUUCCUGCAGCACAUGUCAGCUAUACUGCUGGACUGAAAAUUAAAACGUACAUAAAUUCAACAACAACACCUGUAGCAACAAUUUUGUUUAAGGGGACAGUGAUAGGGAACUCAUUAUCACCUGUUGUUGCAUCAUUCUCUUCAAGAGGUCCCAGCUUGGCAAGUCCAGGUAUCCUGAAGCCAGACAUAAUUGGGCCAGGAGUGAGCAUUUUAGCAGCAUGGCCUUUUCCUCUCGACAAUAACACAAAUUCAAAAUCCACUUUCAACUUAGAGUCUGGAACAUCAAUGUCAUGCCCUCACCUUAGUGGUAUUGCAGCCCUGCUCAAAAGCUCUCAUCCUUCCUGGUCACCAGCCACCAUCAAGUCUGCAAUUAUGACUUCAGCUGAUGUCCAAAACCUUGAAGGUAAAUCCAUUCUUGAUCAAACACUUAAUCCUGCAGAUGUCUUUGCAACUGGUGCAGGCCAUGUUAAUCCAUCAAGGGCAAAUGAACCAGGACUAAUUUAUGAUAUUCAACCCGACGAUUAUAUUCCUUACCUAUGUGGCCUUGGCUAUAAAGAUGGCGAAGUUAAAGUGAUAGUGCAAAGAUCAGUUAAGUGCUCAGAAAUAACGAGCAUAGCUGAAGGAGAACUAAAUUAUCCCUCCUUUUCAGUUAAACUGGGGCCAUCUCAAACAUUCACAAGGACUGUAACAAAUGUUGGUGAGGCAAAUUCAUCUUACGAAGUCACUAUUGUUGCACCACUUGGAGUCGAGGUGAGUGUUGAGCCCCGUAAGCUGUACUUCUCCGAGAUGAACCAGAAGGCUACAUACAAAGUGACAUUCAGUCCUAGAUCAUGCAAAAAAUAA
This is a messenger RNA of Carica papaya (papaya), 2990 nucleotides long. RefSeq names its product subtilisin-like protease 4. Gene Ontology annotation, biological process: proteolysis. Lineage: Eukaryota; Viridiplantae; Streptophyta; Magnoliopsida; Brassicales; Caricaceae. The record is from RefSeq and is a predicted model, not a curated record. Gene Ontology annotation, molecular function: serine-type endopeptidase activity.